UUCUCGAGAUCGCAGCCGUCCAAUGACUGUGUGAUCCAACGGUUAAGAUGGAAAGAGAGUCGUCAUUUGAAGAUCUGAACCGUUCUCUUUUGCACAGAAUAAAGAAGAUAUAGGAGGGAGAGGAUUGUUAGUUCAUCGGGAGAGAGAGGAUUUAUAGUGAGAAUCAGGCAGUCAGUUGAUGGGAGGUUAGCGUUGCAUGAAUGGAUAAUUCGAGGGAAGCUCGAAGAUCAUCAUCGACCACCUCCAUGGCUGCUUCAAAUGGAGUAACAAAACGGAGACAAAGAUUCUCAGAGAGUAGUGGUGGGCAGGAGGGGAGAGAUCCGGAGUCGGUGAAUCGGAGUAAGAGGAGACGGAGUGAAAGGUUCGCGCGGAGAGAUGUAGAAGAAGAUAGCUCGGAUGAGAGUAUGGGAGAGGAUGACGACGACGUAAAGCAUAGUUAUCGAAGGAAGAGCUUCCCGGCAAGUCGUAUCGCCGAUGGAAUGAUCGGCGUACCCGUCCCAAGAAAGGCUCGUUCAGCAUGUAUAAAGAGGUCGCAUGACUGCCGGACAUCGUCGGGAAGCGGUGGUGGCGGAUUUGGAGAAGACCGCCGAGGAUCUCCGGGCUUCGAAGUUGCCUCACCCUCUUCUUCUACUGUUUCCGUCAAGCAGAAGAACAAGUUUCCCCGUUGCGGACCCAAAUCCGGGAUACCGAAGCCACCUAAAUCCUCCGGUGCGAUGGAAGACGACUUGGAGAUUGAGAUAGCUGAGGUUCUAUCCGGACUGAAGCAACAACACCCUCACCGCUCUAAGAUACAAGACGAAUCGGAGAAUCCCCUUUUAUCAUCGGAGGUUAAAGAUUUGAAAACGGAAGUUGGUGAUGAUUCUUCCCAAGGUUGUAAAGCUGAGCACUCACCCAACAUUGAUAAGUCCACUAACGGAGUAACAUCGUCUCCACUCCCCGAUGUUCACAAGGAGAAACAAGUCAGACAAGAAACCCCCAGCGUGUUGGAAGAUUCUGUCGCAUCAAAAGGGGUAUUGGAGGGUUCACAACUGGAAAACUAUAGAGACGAGAGGAGUCAUUCUGCUAGUAAGCUCCAGAUUGAUCUCAUGGUUCCUCCAACAGCUCCUUCCUCGUCAGAAAGCCUUUCUCUUCUUCCUUUGUCCUCUCAUUCUAUUGCUGCCAAAGAUUGUUGCAAGCAAGAUGGUUCGGUCAAGAGCAAAGAGAAGAUUGUUGUCGAGAAAAGCGAAUGCUUGAAUCUUGGUCUGGAGAGACUGAGCCAAGAGACCACCGGCAGAGAUUCUAGCCUUAGAUUACAUAAUUUGGAUCGGAGCCAACCUCAGCCGGCUAAAUCUGCUCAGCAGAGUUCAGUCUUACCUUUGGCUGCAGCUGUAGGAGGCUUGCCUAGUGGCCUUCCUCAUCAGGGCAUUGGCAGAUACGUUCCAUUGAUGCAGAAGGGUAAACCUGUGGAUGGUGAAUCUUACACAUGUGCGCAGGGUGCUUCAUUUUCUGCUUCUCAGCCUAGGCCUAAAAGGUGCGCCACACACUUUUUCAUUGCCCGGAAUAUUCAGCUACAUCAGCACUUUGUCAAAUCAAACCAUCUUCCUCAGCCAAACAAAGAUUCUGUUUAUCUGAAUGGUGGUGACUUGAGGGCAACCGCUGGAAACCCAUCCUUGGUAGGAAGCCCUCCUAUUCUCAGUUUAAACUCACAGGCACAAGACAGAUUCGUGGUUAAAGCCUCUGAAAGUGGUCAUUUUGCUUCAACCAGACAGAGAAAACCUCAACCACCCUCUGCAUCUAGUAGUAUAGUGCCUGCUCAAGCUUUCAUCUUCCCAACAAACCACCAUUUGCAACCGGUCAUUUCACCUUCGAAGUCAUCUCGUCCAACAAAUAAUAGUCCGUGUGUGGCUGUCGGUACAGCAUCUGUUAAUUUUAACCAUCCAAGUUCAUCAGCCUGCGAAGCUUCUUCUCCAUACUUUACAGUUCUUCCGAACAGUGCAUAUUCCUUUCAACUGUCUUCAACCAUCAGAGAUGGGACUCCAAGCCAAGCGUUGCCUUUCUUCAAUGGGUCCUUUUAUUCGCCGCAAAUGUUCCAACCUUCCCAGGUUCUGCAGAAUCAGACUCAAGGCCAGAGAGAGCCAAAGGCAGCAAGCUGUUCCUCAUCAUCCCAUAGGCAACUACAACCGCAAGUUAGUGUGAAUAGCGUUUCAAGCCAAGCUAAUGUUCAGAAACACCGUCAACAAUCUCAAAAGUCUGAGGCCAAAUCUGCUGGAGAUAACUCAGAUUCAAGGGGCAGCCAUACUCAUAAAGGAGGGCCAUAUGGCCAGAUCAUGACUGCUCCUAUGCACCCACAAAACUUUUCCAUGUCAUUUGCCUCUUCCGCCGGUGGUUCUGCCCCUGCAAAUCUGAAUUUCUCUACCAAUGGCUACCAGUUCGUAUCUGCAGCUCCCGUUGUUCACCACAAAAAACAUCAGGCAGGUGACUCAAAGACUGGAGGUGGAAGCUGUUCAAGUCAUGCCGAGGACCAGAAAAAGACUCUUACUGGGAGGACUCCAGCUAUGAAUGGACAGACGCUGGUUUUUGACAAUCCAUCGAGAACCCUCAACUUUGUUUCUGGUACUUGGCCUCCUCCUGCAGCCACAACGAUGAGUGGAGAUCCUUCAGUGUUUACCCAUCAUCUUACGCAGAGGCAGCAUCAUUCUGGUCGGAGUAAAACGAUGACUCAUUCUCAGGCCGACUCUGUUACCGCCAAGUCAUCUCAGCGGAAAAACCCUGCAACCUCAUCACUCACGUCUUGCAAUUCCUUAGACCUCGAGCAGUUCCAGUCUCAGCAGCAGAUAAGAACACACGGACAGACUCAGAUUUCUUUUGAAGCACCAUCAAAGUCGCAACAGAAAAGAUCUGGUGGUGGCUCUUCUUCUGCAGUCACAGGGUCUGCUCCACAUGAAAAAGCAGCAAAACCAAAGGUCAACAACAGCAAAGCCUUGCCGUUAUCACCUGUUCCUUCUUCAGCUGCACACGCACAGGACCCGGCAGAGAAUUCAGCUUCUGGCUCGACCCAAAAAAGCUCUCCAGUUUGUGGGAGGAACGUGCCACCAAUCAUAACUUCUUGCCCUGGUCACCUUUCUGAGCUAAAGUACUAGUUUCAUCGAAGCUGGACGUAUGAAGUGGCCAUUUUUGCAGUGUCUAGCUUCUGAAUUAAGCUAAUAUAUAACACCCAGAUGAGGUAACAAUACAGUGCCUCUACCUAGGGUCGGUAUCUUCUUAUAAGGUUUAUCUAGAUUGUUUAAUGUAUUUUAUGGGGUAGUCGAUUUUCUUUCUUUAUGAUCGGUGUAGUGUACAUUCCAUAGACUUAACAAAACCUUCAAGCAAUUUAUUUCAUUGAAAA
This is a messenger RNA of Brassica napus (rape), 3364 nucleotides long. RefSeq names its product protein TIME FOR COFFEE. Bases 201 to 3119 code for a protein of 972 amino acids. Gene Ontology annotation, cellular component: nucleus. The record is from RefSeq and is a predicted model, not a curated record. Gene Ontology annotation, biological process: regulation of circadian rhythm. The transcript is spliced from 11 exons. NCBI's taxonomy places the organism in Eukaryota, Viridiplantae, Streptophyta, Magnoliopsida, Brassicales, Brassicaceae.